Molecule: messenger RNA, 810 nt
Organism: Endocarpon pusillum Z07020
Lineage: Eukaryota; Fungi; Ascomycota; Eurotiomycetes; Verrucariales; Verrucariaceae
Exons: 1
Coding region: 1-810 (269 amino acids)
Source: RefSeq, a predicted model, not a curated record
AUGUCAACCCAAUAUGACACCAUUCAAGCUCCUUAUGACUACAUUCGCAAAAAGUCCAUUGCCCUUAUUGAGCACGAAAACGUGCAGACUACCGUUGCGCCAUUGAUCAACAACUCACGCGUCCUGGACCUUGCCUGUGGAUCAGGCUUCUAUACCUACGACUUUCUAAAAUGGGGCGCGAGUGCCGUGGUCGGAGUGGACAUCUCGCCGGUAAUGAUCGAGGAGGCCCGCCGACGGGGUAGCGCUGUUGCUAGCUCUCCUUCGAGCACCAGUGGAACCAUCGACUUUAUAUUAGCCGACUGCGCGAAACCAACCUGCUACGCUGGUGCGCCCUUCGACCUUGUCUUUGGUGCCUGGCUGCUCAAUUACGCGCCUGAUCGCGCCGGUCUUGUCGACAUGUUCCGCAACAUCUCCCUCAACCUCAAGGACGGCGGGCACUUUGUUAGUGUCACCGUUCCGCCAACUCAGGAUCCGACAGCUUCUGUCAACGCCGAGUUCAAUGCUCGUCCCCCACCAGAGGGAUCGGGAGGUUUGGUCUAUCACGUUCUUCAAGAUGUGGAGGAUGGUAUAUAUUUCCAUCUGCACGGCAACACGGAGGUCGGGGACGUGGACUUCAAUUGCUACCACUUGAGAAAGGACGUCUAUGAGGCUGCUGCGAGAGAGGCCGGAAUGAGAGGGGAGUUGAAGUGGGAUGUCACAAGUGUGCCUGAGAGGUACCUGAGAGGGGACGGGCCUGGGGGAGCCAGCAUAGAGGAGUUGAAGAGUUAUCAAGAAGUGCCGAACUAUGGGUUGUUGGUCGUUGCUAAGUAG